This is a messenger RNA of Clarias gariepinus (North African catfish), 2204 nucleotides long. RefSeq names its product SRY-box transcription factor 14 (gene sox14). The record is from RefSeq and is a predicted model, not a curated record. Bases 350 to 1084 code for a protein of 244 amino acids. Lineage: Eukaryota; Metazoa; Chordata; Actinopteri; Siluriformes; Clariidae. The transcript is spliced from 2 exons. Gene Ontology annotation, molecular function: DNA-binding transcription factor activity, RNA polymerase II-specific; RNA polymerase II cis-regulatory region sequence-specific DNA binding. Gene Ontology annotation, biological process: regulation of DNA-templated transcription; cell differentiation; anatomical structure morphogenesis.
ACACACGCGCAGACAGACACACACACAAACAUCCAGAGUUCACUCGUCAGCCACGGGAGUUUUUUUGCGUCACCUCGGCGGAUUUUGGCUGCUGCUCUCUCUCUGCCUGUGCUGAAGAGGAAAGAAACAUUUUAAACGAUUUGCCGAAAGUCGAAAGAGUUGCGCGGUUGGAUGUUUUUUUUUUUCACUCAUGCCGUUUUUACAGUUUUUUUCCGACUCUCUAGAAGUGGCAUGAUCGCCGUCCGUCAAGAACACUGGUGAAUUAUUUCCUCUACUGGGUUUUGGUGACAUACAUAUUUUGACGUUAUUUUUACAAGGACUGAACUGUGCGAGUGUCGCUUCAAAAGCCAUGUCCAAGCCGGCCGAUCACAUCAAGAGACCCAUGAACGCCUUCAUGGUAUGGUCCCGCGGUCAGAGGAGGAAAAUGGCCCAAGAGAAUCCCAAAAUGCACAACUCUGAGAUCAGCAAGAGGCUCGGUGCGGAGUGGAAGCUUCUCUCUGAGUCUGAGAAGCGGCCCUACAUCGACGAGGCCAAACGGCUGCGUGCGCAGCACAUGAAAGAGCACCCGGACUACAAGUACCGGCCGCGGCGAAAACCCAAGAACCUGCUCAAGAAGGACCGGUAUGUGUUCCCGCUGCCCUACUUAGGCGACGCUGAACACUUGAAAGCACUUCCGGUUUCCGGUGCCGACUCAUUGCUGGCUUCCGGGCCGGAAAAAGCGCGCGCGUUCUUGCCGCCGGCGGCCUCUGCGCCCUACUCGUUCCUUGACCCAAGUCAGUUUGGCUCGAGCGCUGCGCAGAAGAUGGCCGAUAUGCCACACGCCCUUGCCGCAGCUGCCGCCGGCUCACUGCCCUACGCCUCCUCACUCGGCUACCAAAACGGCGCGUUUGGCGGCCUGGCGUGUCCGGGGCAGCAUACACACACCCACCCGUCACCCACCAACCCAGGGUAUGUAGUGCCCUGCAACUGCACAGCGUGGUCGACGGCGUCCGGUCUGCAGCCGCCCGUUGCCUACAUCCUCUUCCCGGGCAUGGGUAAAAGCGGCAUCGACCCGUACCCGACGGCGCACGCCACGGCCAUGUAAAAUAACCAUCCGAAAAGUUGCGCAGAGGGACACUUUUUACUUUGGAAACUUGAACCACAAAACACAAACUCGCACACCCACACAAAAAGGACCGGAGUCAAAAGAGCAGACAGAUAGUCGGGUUCUUCGAAAACUUUUCUACCAUGUUAAAAAAAGGCAGUUUCGCGCUUUGAAGCUAAAAGACGCUUCUCUCUGGAAACAUUAACGAUGUAAAAUAAAUAAAUAAAUACAUAAAUUAAUUCAUAGCCACGCAAAUCGAGGGGGUUCAGCUCAGAAGAAACCGCAGAAAGAAGAAACCGCACUGCUCCACGGAAACUUCAGUGAUGCUACCCUCCAUUAAAAGGAGGCCGAGAGGACUGGAGAGAAACUUUCGAUGUUUCAUCAUACCCGUUUUCACCUCCGGACUUCUGCUUGGGAGCUUUGGAGUUGAUGUGAGAGAUCAAGGAGCCCUGAACUGUAAGAAAUGUAAAUGUUAUAACAUUUAUUAAUGGCUAUCCGGUUAAGGAUGCCUUUAACUUUAUUUAUUAUGUACAUUUUUGAUGCUAUACUACUAAUAAUUUUGUUUCAUGAUAUUGUUAUCUUAUUUUAAAUGCCCAUUUGGUUUGCACAAGUGACAUUCACCUUUCAUAUCUCAUGUAUAUUGUACUUAUAUUUUAGCACUCAGAUAAAAUGGUUUGGAUCACGCUUAAAACUUUUUGAGUUGGAUGAACAUACGGGUUAUAUUGUUUAUAGGCUAUUUAUCAAACUGGUGCAUAAAAUUAGACAAACAAUUUAAAACAUAAAAUGGAAAAAUAAUAUCUUUUAAACAUUUUUCUUUUUUUGUCAAAUUGUGGUUCAGUGCUAGUCACGCUCACUCAAUUCAUCUGAGGAAGAAGGAGCUGGAGUUUGAAGAGAAGCAGUUCAUGUUGUGAUUUUAUUCUGAUUAUUAUUUUUCACAUGCGAUGGUAAUUUAAAAGCUGUAAUAAUGUUAUGGAAAGGAAGAUGUAUCCAAAUGCGUGAUACCUCGAUUCUUUGUUCAUUUGCCUGAGCAAAGACAUUUUGAAUAAAGACAAUCUGUCUUCAAAAUUAUACAAACGUGGUUAUAUUGAAUAUUUUCCGAAUAUUUCAACGAAAUAAUUUU